GUUUGACGCCAGCGGCCACUUGGAGCCGUUGGACACGCGACGCGCGGCUCCACAUUGCAGUGCAUUCCGCAAAUGAGCAUGGCCUCGACACUCGUACCGCGUUCGCUGCUACUGCUGCCGUUCUUUCUCCACGUCGCGUCGAGCCUCAGCGUCGGCGGCAACAGCACGUUCGACAACCAAGUCAACAAGAUCCUGCACUGGACCGGCGACGACUUUGCCAGCCUUGGGCUCGGGCCCGAGAUCGUCGCCGGCGUCGCGAUUGGCGCGGGCCUCCUCGCGACCUUCGUUGGCUACAAGCUUGUGCGGCCCACAAUCUUUCUCGCCGGCUUCACGCUCGGGUCCGUGGGCUUUUUCCUCCUCGCCGAGCGCCUCUUUGCCAAUGCGUCGUACAUUGACACGGCGUGCUGGAUCGCGUUCUUUGUCGGCGGCUUCCUCGUUGGUAGCUUUGUGCUCUGGCUCUACAAGCUCGGUAUCUUUUGCGUCGGUGCGCUCGCUGGCGUCCUGCUCGCAACCCAAAUUCACAACUCGUUUGGGUAUUUGAUCUACCCGUCGAGCCCCAACACGGUGCUACUCGUGCUGCUCGUGGUGCUCGGCCUCGGUCUUGGCCUCGUCGCGCUCAAGCUCGAGCGUCCGUUUCUGGUGUUUGCGUCGAGCUGCUUUGGCGCCAUUGGCGCGGUCUGGGGCAUUGGCUUCUUCGCCGGCGGGUACCCGAACGCAGCGUAUCUCCAAAAGACGUUUGCCAACGGCGACUGGAUCUACCACAUCCCGAGCUCGUGGUGGUAUUACCUCGCAGGCACCGUCGUGCUCUGCGGCCUCGGCAUCGCGGUUCAGUUCCAAGAGCUCAACAAGACCAAGCGCGCCGCGGCGUCUUGCUGCGGUGCGUAUGGAGCACGAAGGCCAGCGUGA
This is a messenger RNA of Saprolegnia diclina VS20, 906 nucleotides long. RefSeq lists its product as hypothetical. The record is from RefSeq and is a predicted model, not a curated record. The transcript has a single exon. The coding region runs from base 73 to 906 and encodes 277 amino acids. Lineage: Eukaryota; Oomycota; Saprolegniomycetes; Saprolegniales; Saprolegniaceae. Gene Ontology annotation, cellular component: plasma membrane.